Messenger RNA from Monopterus albus (swamp eel), 621 nucleotides. Its product is annotated as ladderlectin-like. The record is from RefSeq and is a predicted model, not a curated record. NCBI's taxonomy places the organism in Eukaryota, Metazoa, Chordata, Actinopteri, Synbranchiformes, Synbranchidae. Bases 1 to 621 code for a protein of 206 amino acids. The transcript has 7 exons.
AUGUGUCCUAAUGGAUGGGAGGAGUACCAGGGACGUUGCUACUACUUUGUGAAUGAGGACUUGACCUGGCCUCAGGCUCAGUCAAACUGCGCCUUGCUUGAGUCCAUGUUGGUCUCUGUCCACAGCAUCCAGGAGUAUGGUUUCCUCCAGCAGCUCACUAAUAGUAAUGGAAAUCAGGAAGCUUGGCUUGGUGGUUUCUACCUACAGGAUCAGUGGUUAUGGCUUGAUGGUUCUUGGUUCUACAACAACAGCUGGGGUGUACAGAACAUAGACAGCAGCAACCCUUGCUUAUUGCUCAAUCCCUAUGCGGCAUGGAUCAAUUCCCAGUGCAACAUUGAAGGCUAUCCCUCAAUCUGUGUGAAGAACUCUAAUGUCCAAAAUAGGAUGAUGUGUCCUCAAGGCUGGUCCUUGUUCCAGGGCCGCUGUUACUACUACAACUCUGCCCCUCUGACCUGGCCUGAAGCUGAUACUAACUGUGCUGGUCUCGAGGCCAGCCUGGUCUCCGUCCACAGCCCUGAGGAGUAUUACUUCCUCUAUCAGCACUCUGAAUAUUCUUCGGCCUGGCUGGGUGGAUUCUACCUUGAGAAUGCCACUAAAGACAUGCCUGCACCCUCAAGCUGA